AUGUGCUGAGUGUUUAUUCUGGGCCCAUUCAUGUUCUAACUGCUAGAUUCUAGACACAGACUUGUUCAAUGGAGCUCAGAGUUUAUUUGGAGGAAACAAACAUGAAACUCAGUAAUACAGUUAGAGGCACAGGGAACAACAUGAAAAGCCAGUGACAGGAAUUUAGAACAUGUGACAGGUCUUGGUCUAAUGAAUAAGUAGCAAUUUCCGGGUAGAGGCCAUCUACAUUAGUGCUCUUUGAGCAUAUUCUGAGCAUAAGAUUGGUUCUAGAACAGAAGUGUGACUGAGGCAGAGAUAGGGCACCAUGACCAUCAAUGAAAGGAGGUAAGGGAAGGAGGGACAAAGCCCAGGUGGAUCCUUACCCAGCUUACUCCAAUAAAUUAGGUGAGGGAAGGGACCAGAAACAUCAUUCAUGCCAGACCUCAAAGAUGUAAAUUUCAUCUCAUUUACUUGGAAAGUGAGGCCGUUGAGUGGGGCUGAAAAUUAGGCGUGACAGAAUGGGAUAGAACAACAAGAAAUUCUGAAUUUUCAUUUACUUUCAAGAAAAUUUAGAGAAGAAUUCAACCUUAUUUGGGGAUCCUGGGAAUCAUUUGGACAUUUACAGACUCUCUGGGUCUUUAGCCUCUAUCUCCACUGAGACACCUUCAUCCCCUUUGGACUCACUGUUCCUCUCUACUUUCAACUUCAUAGUAAAAUAUUAUAUCCACAGCAAUAUCAGAAGAUUCCAUAGUGACCUAUGACAAGAACAUUCAGGUCCCUCUUAACUUUAUCUCUGACACUCACUUGCUGGGUGACAUUGAAUGGACAUCUUCACUUCUCUGGGACUUCUGAUCCCUAUCUGUAAGAUGAGGAAAAGGGACUCGAUGGGCCCCCAGAAUCCUUCCACCUGGUAUUUCAGCUUUUCACUCUCUUCGGGGCUGAGUUUGGGAGAAUGCAGGUCGUAGAGUAAGAGGAGUAGUGCUACUUAAGACAUCUUGGUUGUUCAUUAGAAAUUCUAGUCCCUGAUCUCUUUGUGGGAUCCAGUGAGAUUGUGAAGUUGGUAGGAUGAGAUUCUGUACUGUAAGCACCUGACAUUAAGCUUUUUUAUUGUAAGUGUCUAACAUUCAGCUUUUUCUUGCUGAGGCAGCCAUUUCAAAAACAUCCAUCUCAAAUAAACACAUUGCCAGCUGUAUGACACAGCUUCUAGCAAAACAACUAGAUAAGGGACCAGGCUACCCCUUCCAUGAAGUUCCCUUUUCAGAAAGCCCUGAGUAACCCGGAUAACUUACUGCUUGAGUGGCCUUGUUUCUCCCUUUCCACAUCCUAAUUCCUGCUUUUAUGCUUUAAAUUCACCAAUAAAGAGUGAACUCAUUAAACCCUAGAUACCCUACCCUUAGACCUUAAUAAAGGCAGAGCCCCAGGUCUGCAGUUUUUCCCUCUUUCCCUGCUUACAACCUUGCUGCGUGGCCCUCUGGCCUACCAUGUACCCUCCAGACUUGUGAGUAGUAAAUCUUGAUCUUCAAAGUUCCUUGAUGGUUUUGCCAAAGUGAAUCUGGUAAUCAUAAUAAGAACCACCAGGGCUGAUCCAACCACAACAUUGCCCCAGUGGUGGUGGGGGAAACAUCUGUAGGGCUCAUUAUGAGUAAAUAUGGCCCACAUGAGUGCCUCAGACAUUCCUAGCAGAGAAUAUCACUAUCUGUAGGCUGAGACUCACACAAUGUAUCUCCCAUGGGAGUUCUGUCUGUGAUCCUAAACUUUGUGAUCAUAUUGUCAUCCACUAAUGAUAAGGCUGACUUUGUCUGGCUUCUGUUCACCAUGUAGGAGAAUUGAAGAAGAAACCUUGGCCCAAAAGUGCACCACUUACUUAGGGAAGGAAAUGGGGUCCCUACAGAUGACAUUUACUCUUUAAAGACUGUCUCCCUUCUACCAGGGCUGAUUGACUGGCUGGUGGUGUGGAUUCUGUGGCUGUAGGAAAGCUGCCAAGUACUCCAGCACUCUCCUUCCAAUAGCCCCUCCACUGGUCCAGUUAGAAUGCAGCAUCUCUGCUGCAUUAUUGACCUCUAUUCAGUUGUAGUCUCUCAGGCAGGUCUCUUCAUUUCAGAGUUCCUCCUCAGACAACAGGGAGUUUGUACCAGAUAGAAGCUCCCUAUAAGCUCUGACAUUCUCUCCUGCUCUCAUAGCAACACAACCUUGACAAACACUAUCUGCAAAACUCUGCUAUCCUCCUGCUUCCUCCUCCACACCCCACUCUGUGACAACAUAUUUACCCUUUGGCCUUCAUCAAAGAAUGUAAGUGACCCAAAGAGAAAAGGGAGCAGGAUGGGAGGAGAGUGCGGGAGAGGGAGAAAGGGACACAGAGACCAUGGAAGAACCAUAGAAAAAGAAAAAAGUCAGACAUAGACACAGGGAAACAAAGAGAUACCAAGAAACCGAUAGAGACACAUUGUCAGAGACAAACAAAAGGGCGUGCAGAUAAAAUGGAAAAUGACUGGAGAACGACGAUGCUUCACAUCUCUCAAAGUUAUCAGGAAGAGGACCUCUCAUGGUAGCAUUCACUCCUAAGGUAGCCUACAAAGUCAGACAAGUUUCUCCUACUGCCCCUGGUUGACCAGGGGACCCAUUCCAACCCUGAAGGCUAAGGAUCAGAAGCCACCCAGUACAAGACCCUUUCCCAGGGCUGUGGGCUAUAGAUGCUGGCUAGUCACAUUGAUGACCUCAGGAACUUGGUGUUCCCCACAGGAAAGGGAGUGGCUGGCUUGACUCCAGCUCUCAUACCCAAGCUACUACUGAAUGAACAGACUGGACAAAGGCAGACAGACAUUUACACGUUCUGGAACUGCCAGACAGGCCAGCUUUUCUUCAGAAUGGAGUCUUCCAGACUUUUGAGAAUCCUGGUGCUAUCCAUCCUUCUAGUGAAUGUCCAGGGAUCUAAUCUGAGUGGCUGGCUCUUUCCAAGGAGAUGCCCCGAGAUCCAAGAGAGAUGUGAAUACCAAGAAAGGGAUGAAUGCACGACGGACGAACAAUGCCCGGACAAAACGAAGUGUUGUGUCUUCAGCUGUGGAAAAAAAUGUUUAGACCUCCUACAAGACGUAUGCAAAAUGCCAAAAGAAACUGUCCCCUGCCUGGGUCUUUUCCAACGUUGGUGGUAUGAUAAGAAAUAUAAUACCUGCUCCACCUUCAUCUAUGGUGGCUGCCAAGGAAACAAUAACAACUUCCAAAGCAAAGCCGUGUGCCAGAACAUCUGCUCAAGAAAAGCGAUGUGUCCCAGAACCAGAGUAAAAUGCCUACAUGAAGAAAGGGAUCAAUGUACGAAGAACAGACACUGCCCAGAGAACAUGAAGUGUUGCAGAUUUGGCUGUAGAAAGGAAUGUUUAGACCUCAACAAAGACGUAUGCAGUAUGCCAAAGGAAUCUGGCCCCUGCAUGGCCUUCAUGCCACGCUGGUGGUAUGAUAAGAAAACUGAGAGGUGCUACAGAUUCAUCUAUGGCGGUUGCCUAGGGAACAAUAACAACUUCCAAUCUGAAGCUAUCUGCCGAAUCAUCUGCCAAGGCAAAAGUAAGUCCCGGGGUCCCAGUCUCCCAUGCUCACCUAGGCCACACUAG
Molecule: messenger RNA, 3581 nt
Organism: Equus quagga
Lineage: Eukaryota; Metazoa; Chordata; Mammalia; Perissodactyla; Equidae
Gene: EPPIN
Product: epididymal peptidase inhibitor
Exons: 5
Coding region: 2670-3581 (303 amino acids)
Biological process (GO): negative regulation of peptidase activity
Cellular component (GO): extracellular region
Molecular function (GO): serine-type endopeptidase inhibitor activity
Source: RefSeq, a predicted model, not a curated record